UCGUAUAAUUUUCUUACAUUUGCACCGCUCCGCGUAACCUCCACGCGUAACCUCCUCUCCUCCUCCUUCUCCUUCUUCUCCUUCUUCUCUUCCUCCUCCGCCAGCUGCUGUGUAGGGUCACUACUGCUAGCUCUGGUGGAGUGGAAGGUGGAAGGUGGAAGAGUCGAAACAUACACAGUCAUUCGUCGGCCAGCGCGUUCAUUCGUCGCGUCACGCAUCUCGCAACGUGCCCACACAUGGGGACACACGACCGUUUUUUUUCUUUUCCGAAAAAAAUGAGAUCUAGAUAGGAAAGCUGCUCUCCAUCAAUUGAAAAAUACGUCGUACGUCGAUAUUUCGCGAGUUGUUUAUUUUUUUUUUUUUCUUGAAGCGUAGAAGCGGAUCGAGAAGCUAUAUGCGACAACAAUUUUCAAUUUCCAGGACUUGUAAGCAUUAUCGGAGGCAUUAUAUCAUUGGACUUACACAUCUCGCUCUCGUCGCUCUCGACAUACCGAAACGUGUGUAAAACGAACAAAAAGAAAAGGCCGUUACGAAGAAAAGAUGGAGACUCUUGUCAAGGAUGCACAUCACCUCGAUGAAACUGAAGGCCUCUUUUGCGAUCCGUCGUGCGUCGACAAUCGAAACGCAAAGAAUCAAAAUGUACAUCAGCUACAGGAACAAUUGGCUCAAGCCACCGUGAAAGUAGCCAACACGUCCUUGAGAGAUGAUUUUUCCGAUGGACAUCAAAAGGCUGAAGUCGUAAGAGCGAAACAAGAUAUGAUGAAUCGUAUAAUACAAAUGGAAGAAAAGACUCGAGAAGCAGAACGAAAUGCUAAACAUAUUCAAUUGGACGAGGCCAGUCUUAUCAAUGAUUUUCGUUCAGUUAUAUCGAAAUUAAACUCGCGUGAAAAGUUUGAUUUAGUCAGUGGAGCGCUGAAAGCUUUACAGAUCGAAAACGAAACGCACGAGAAGGUGAAGGAUCAUGAAAAAUCCAACGAGCAACUCGAGAAAGCUGAUGAUAUCGAAUAUAAUACUUUAACUUUGAAACAUCAUUUGGAUAAUAUAAGCUUGCAACAAAAUAAGCCGAGUGAUUCGAUUCAAGAACCUUUGGUCAACAAGCGGGAGAUAAUCUUACAGCAAAGAAUAGAGGAACUUCAAAAUGAAAAUAAAGAUCUUUUGGACGCUAUGGAGAAAUUGGAUGAAGAACAUACGCAAUCGAUUGAGAAACUAUUGUCGCUCAGAGAAGAAACUAAUAAAAAACAUCGUUCUCUACAAAAUGCAUACGAGCAGCUUUCCAUAGAUUAUAACAAGUCCCAGAAAAAAAUAAUCGAGUUUCGUAAUAAUGAUUUGAAAGUCGAUGAAAAUGCUUAUACCAAAACGAGUCAUCGAUCUGUCCAGACGGACAAUUUAUAUAAUUUAGACAAACACACUCAAAUAACGGUUCCUCUUCAAAGGGAUGAUAUGGUGUCAGAAACAAGUAUUCUCGAUGAUAUUACUCAGAAAAUUAAGAUGAUUUUAAAAAGCUAUACCAUAAGUACUAUUGAACCGGAUGAAACGAUCUUUGAAGCGAUCGCGAAACAAUAUGUUGACACUAAAUGGAAAUUAGACGUUUUGGAGAGGAAAAUAACUGAAAUUACCAGAGAUUUAAACGAAACUAAAGAAACGAAAGAUGUUUUACAAAUAGAAUGCGAAGAAUUGCAGUCUCAUAUCGAUUCGUUAUUGUUGGAAAAUCAAGUUUUAAAAUCGAGUUUACCGUCUAUUCCUGAAGCAAGCGAAGAACGAGUAGUCUCCUUAGAAAUGGAAGUUGAAUCUUUACGGGAAGAAGUGAAACGACUCUCGAUUGAAAACGAAAAGAUACAAGAAUUAAAUACAACUUUAACGCUCGCGGUACAAGAUAAAGGAAUGUUUUCGACAAGUCAUGACCAUUUGCAAAUAAAUGUAAAUCGCAAAUCAAGUGACUCAUCUGUAAGAGAAAAUGUAAAAUGUCCAAUAUGCUUAGUAAAGAAUAAUAGUUCAAAUGAAAACGCGGUAUCUGUCGAGCAAAUAAAACUUAAUCGUGAAAAUAAAACGCAAGAAAUAAAGUUGCCCAAGAUAUCCAAGACGAAAUUGUUGGAAAAUAAUGAUCUUGUAUCGUUACAAGAUCAGGAUAUCGUCGAUAAAUUGGCAAAUGAGAAUAAAGAAGAUUUGCUUCAAAAGAAUACGCAAUUAUAUGACACAACUUUGCGAGAAGAAAAUGAUUAUCAAUUGCACGAUUUGCAGGAACGGCUUGACAUAGCUAUUCGCGAGAAAUUUGAUUUGGAGAAUGAUAUUUUACGCAUGGAAAAAGAAUUGGAUGAGAUGCAGUUUCAAAUGGACAUAAAACAAUCUCAAAUAACAAAAUUAAAUCAGGAUAAUGAUAGAUUAAUUAAAGAAAAUAUAUCUCUGUCAGAGCAAUUAACUGCUACGCACGAUGAAUCAUUGGACAAGAUAGAAUUGUUAAACACAGAGAUGUCGUUGCUUCAACAAGAACAUAAAGAUUUGACACAGGAGGUAUCGAUUUACAAGGAAGAAUUGACUCGUACAAAGGAUAAAUUGCACGAGUCGCAAGAACAUUAUGCAAAACUGGAAAACGAACAUUAUGCCUUAAAAGUACGGUAUGAACAAAUUGAAUUAGAAAAGAAAAAUAUUCAUACACAAGCGAUAAGAAUGCAAGAACUUGAACAUGAAUUAAGUCUAAAAGAGUCAUUUAUAGAGAAGUUGAAUUUUCUACGAAAUAGAUAUGAACUUUUAGAACAAGAAAUAAAAGAUGUUCGUACUAAAGAAACGCAGUUGUUGAAAUCUCGAGAAGACAUCUCAGAGAUAUCUUCGCCAAACAUAGAUAGAGCCAAUAAUAGAUUGCAGGAAGAACCUUCAACCGUUGAAGAUAAUUUAAUCGGAAAAGAAAACAUUAUACAUGUGAAAGCGGAAAUGCGAGAUUUAAUGCCGAAAGAUACAUUGAUUAUCGAUGAAGAAAAGCGAGAAAAGAAUGUCUUACAAAUACACAACGAACAAAUGAUGAGUGAAAUUACUGAAUUGCGUAGCAAAUUACAAUCUGCUAUUGAAAAUAGUAAAGAAUCGGCAGAAAUGGCUAAGCAGACUAUCGAAGGUCUCUCACAUCUUAUUCGAGAAAAAGAUCAAGAAAUGAGCAUUCUACGAACUGAAGUAGAUCGUGCGAAGACUGUUAUCGCACAAGCUUCCAAUGAACUCAUCCUAAUCAGAAAUCAAAAGGAUGAAUUGGAACGAAUUGUUUCUGCGAAACAUAACGAAAGUUUACAAUAUCAGAAUGAAAUUGAAAAGUUGGUUCAACGCGUGAACGAACAAACGGCUCAAAUCCAAAGAUUAAUUUCCGAGAAAACAGCGAAUGAAAUACGAGAUGAGAACGUAAAUCUGAAGGAACGGCAAAAGGACUAUACUCAUCAAAUUGUUGAUCAACAAAAUGGGCAAAAUGUCGAAAUUGUGGCUCUGAAUAAAAAAUGUGACGCAUUAGAAAUUGCUUUGAUGCAAGAACAGUCCAACAAUAGAAUACUGCAAAAUCAGCUUACCGAAAGCCGAAACAGGGAAGCUAGUUCUGUUAAAGAAUUAGAAAGACUGAGAACGCAUUUAGUCGAAAUAGAAUCGAGCUAUACGGAAGAAGCUCUAAUCGCUGAAAAGAAUCGUCAAGAAUUGGAGACGAGAUUAUUGCAAGCUGAAGAGAAAGUGAAGAAUAGUUCAACUGCUUUUACAUCGGCAAAUAUUCGGGCAAAUCAGCAGAUAGAAACGUUGCAGCAACAGAUAGCUCUGAUUACUCAACAAAGAGAUCAUAUACAGACAAAAUUAUCUGCCGCAGAAGACAAUAUUCAAUUGCAAUCUGCCUCUUUGACUAAUCUGCAAAUAGUUUUGGAACAGUUUCAACGAGAUAAAGAACGCGAUAUUGAGUCAGCUACAGAAAAAAUUCGAUGUCAGCUCAAUGAAGCAUAUAAGAAACAAGAUGAAUUAUUAAACGAAAUUUUGAUUCUUAAGCAACAAUUAUUUGAGGCUAAAGAAUGCUUGCAGGCUGCCUCAAGAUUAAGCGAGCAGCUUGAGAAGAAGGAUGAACAAAUCGAGCGUCUCGAUGAAGAAGUUACGCGAUUGACGACAUCGCUAAAUUUUGCCGAACAAAGAGUAAAAGAGGCAAUGGAGCAUGAUGAGGAGAAAAUCGACAAAAUUCUUAUUAAAAAUCUUCUUUUGGGUUAUUUAUCCUCGGCUACAUCGGACAAGUCUGCGAUACUCAGGGUCUUUGCUAAUGUUUUGAAUUUCACCGACUCGGAAAAAGAUAAAACUGGUUUGAACAAUGGAAAUGCGCAGAGCGGUCGGCUCUUACGCUCUCACGAAAGUGGCAAUGUGCCUUCAAAGUAUCAGGGAGCAUCUUUAUCAACAGCUUUUGUGAGAUUUUUAGAAAGUGAAUCUAAACCGAAGCCUCAGCUACCACUUUUGCCGAUCAUGAAUUCAUCUUCGUCGCGGUCAGAAUAUAACAAACAACGGCCUCCAUCAUCGGCACAAUCUACAUUAUUAUUGUCUAACGUGGCUCUUCCAACAUUUCCAGACUUUAUUCCGGCUAGAAAUACGGGAUCUAUUUUGAAGGAAGUAUUAAAGGACAGUUGAUUAUACGCAUUAUAUUAAAAAAAAAAAUUGUACAAAUAAUAUUAGAGAUUACAAUAUAUUCGGUUGCAUUUUAUACCAA
Cataglyphis hispanica is the source of this 4696-nucleotide messenger RNA. Its product is annotated as thyroid receptor-interacting protein 11-like. The record is from RefSeq and is a predicted model, not a curated record. The coding region runs from base 541 to 4617 and encodes 1358 amino acids. Gene Ontology annotation, molecular function: small GTPase binding. Gene Ontology annotation, cellular component: Golgi apparatus. NCBI's taxonomy places the organism in Eukaryota, Metazoa, Arthropoda, Insecta, Hymenoptera, Formicidae. The transcript has 12 exons. Gene Ontology annotation, biological process: Golgi organization; endoplasmic reticulum to Golgi vesicle-mediated transport.